AUGAAGAAUAUAAGUUAUACUGUUGAUGUAAAGAAAAACCAAUCAGAAAAGGAAGAUAAGGAAAAUUUGAUUUUUUAUUCAUUCAUCAAAGAUAAACUCCCUAAGCCUAAUCCAAUCUUGAUUUAACAAUUACAAUUGCAUAAAGUAAACUCAUUAUUGCCAUUAAAGAAAAAGUAUUGUUUUUUUUUUUGAAGUAUUUUAGUUACUUAGAAACAAAUGAAUAAGAAACAACCUACAAAACUCCAAUUCAAUAAUAAGAAUAAGAAUGUUAAACCUAAAAAUCAAUCACUCUUCAAGGUUUCAUCAAACCAUUAAAACUGAUAUACUAAAAAUAUUAACCUUAACAGAAUCAAACCAUAUAUGCAACUCUUCUUCAUCAACCAGGUAAUAACUUUGAUCCAUCUCACUAUUAUUAAAGUGAUGAAGAUAUUAAAUUUGACUCUCUGUUUGAAAGUGGAAACCUUUUCUAAGUUUUUAAAGUACCUCUAUCAUUCCUAAUUAGAAAAGCGAUCGAGAUUAUAUUCUUCUACUUCAAAACGAUAUCAAUACCAAAGGAUAUACACAAUGGUUUUACUUUUCCAUUUCAAAUAAUAGUCCAAACCUAUGCAAUAUUAAACUCAGCAUUAUCAACAUCAAUAAGGAUAUGUGUUUUUAUAGAUAAGGCAUGAAAAUACUUUUAAAUGAAUGUAAUUAUUGGAGGAAAGACUCUUUAGGUUUAUCUUUCAAGAAAAAUAACAUUUUAAGAAAUGAUUCUUCCUUCUAUUAUUCUUUAUCUUUUAGUUAUACCUUUAUUGAGUAAGGAACUGUAUAUUUUGCAUCCAAUUAUCCUUACACUUAUUCUAAUCUAUAAACUUAUCUGUCUAAUAAAUGUCUUCUCUAUGAUAAAAUUAUGAAAGUUAAAAACAUUGUUACAAGUUCAGCUGGAAAUGAGAUAUAAAUAAUCACAAUAACAAAUGAUAACCAAGAUAAUAAACAAGGAUUACUAUUUAUAGGUAGAUAGCAUCCAGGGGAAACAUCAAGUUCAUAUAUAAUUGAAGGAAUUAUUAAUGCUUUAUUGUCAGUUGAGACUGAUGAUUUGAGGAAUAAAUUUGUUAUAAAAAUCAUUCCUAUGUUAAAUGUUGAUGGAGUAGUGCAUGGAAAUUAGAGAUGUGGUUUAGAGGGUUUUGAUCUCAAUAGAAAAUGGGGAUGUAAUAGAAAUAAUACAUUAAUUUCUGUUGAAAAAUUAAUUUAUCAUUUUCAUUAAAACUAUCCUAUCUAAUUGAUCCUAGACAUACAUGGUCAUAGCAAAAAGUAAUCAAAUCUUAUAUAUUAGAUUAUCUGCCUUUUUCUAUGGCCAUAGUUGCAAUCAAUUCAUUAAUGAUCUUUGUGACUCUGAUAAAAGAUUCAGUCUAGAAAAUAGUAGAUUUAUGAAAAAUACUAGAUAUUUGAAUCAUACUGCUAGAGUUUAUUUGUAAAAAUUAUUAAAUAUGAAACAAAAUAUUUAUACACUUGAAAUUUCAUACUUUGGUUAUAAAGAAGAUAAUUAAAUUGUUGAUUUUACUCUAAAUGAUUUAAGAUCUAUGGGAAAAUAAAUUGUUAAUAUUCUUUCUAAAAAUUCAGAUUAUGAAAAAUCCACAAAGAGUUUACUCUUAAAUGAUUAAUAUUCUGAUAUCAGUCUCUCUGAAUCAUCAAUUUCUAAUGAUGAAAUAACAUUAGAUGAAAUUAAAUAAAUUUAACCAGAAUCAUCUAAAGAAAAAACUACAAAUUUUAAUAAGCAAUAUCCUAGAACAAAUUCAUUUAAAUAACGAUAACUUAGAUCAUCUUAAUCUAGAAAUAGACCAAAAUCUUAAUCGAUCUAAAACUAAAUUAAAUACUAAUAAUUUACAUAUAAUUUUAUUGAUAAUUCCAUUAAUAAUUUCAAUUAAAAAAUUGAAAAUUAUGAUCAUUAAAGUUUAUUCAUUUCUCAACAAAAGCCUAAACAAUCUGAAUAUACUACUUAACCUUUAGCUGUGAUACCUUAACAUAGUUUAAAACAUUAAUUCUUAUGGCAAAACAGAUUAAAACAAUAAAAUUAACUGAAUUAAAGAGAAAUUAAAAUUUAAAAUCUCAAAGAAUAAAGAGAUUUAAAAAUAUAUCAAGAAUUCAAAGAUUAUGUGAAUAAAUAGAAUAAUAACAAAUCCUUACUUCUUAAAUAUUCAUUUAAUGACACAGAUUUAUUUAAAAAGUUUUAAGCCAAAAAAUAAUAUUUAAUUAUUAAUUUAUGA
Messenger RNA from Paramecium sonneborni, 2243 nucleotides. The record is from the annotation of a GenBank genome assembly. NCBI's taxonomy places the organism in Eukaryota, Ciliophora, Oligohymenophorea, Peniculida, Parameciidae.